Aspergillus caelatus is the source of this 866-nucleotide messenger RNA. RefSeq names its product Rpp14/Pop5 family protein. Gene Ontology annotation, cellular component: ribonuclease P complex. The record is from RefSeq and is a predicted model, not a curated record. Gene Ontology annotation, biological process: tRNA 5'-leader removal. NCBI's taxonomy places the organism in Eukaryota, Fungi, Ascomycota, Eurotiomycetes, Eurotiales, Aspergillaceae. The transcript is spliced from 2 exons. Bases 219 to 848 code for a protein of 209 amino acids.
AACUCAAACCGCGUCAUACUUCGCCAACUCCGCGAAUUCUAAGAACCUCCUUCCCACAAGGGGUGCUCAGCCCUCGAAAUCGCUCAUUAUCGCCCAAUUCAGCAACAAACCGGCGCGCAAGAAAAAUCCCACCCUCAAUAAGAACCUUCAGCACACCAGCCAACCCUAUACAACUCUAGAAAAGAAAACCCGGGGAAAAAAGCAAAAAGAAAUCCAAAAUGGUCCGCAUCAAACACCGCUACCUCCUCCUCGACAUCCUCUACCCCGAUCCCACCUCAUGGCCACCCUCAACCACAGCGCCCAAAAAUGUACCACUAAACGCACAAUCCCAAUUGCAAAUCCACUCGCCCACAUCCGACGCCCUGACGCCGAGUUUACUCGCGAAGAUGGUGAGGGAGGAAGUCGCAGAGAUAUUCGGUGAUUGGGGCGUGGGGAGACUGGGUGGUGUUACCGCUGGAGGUGUUAGUGUUAAAUAUUUGUCGCCUGCGACUUCGACGGCUAUUAUUCGUUGUCCGCGGGCGUCGUUCCGGCUUGUUUGGACUGCGCUUACUUAUAUGUCUCGGGUGCCGGAGUAUGGGGAUUCGAAUCGGUCGAGGCGGUCGGAUGUUCCGUUAACGAGGCCUUGUGUUUUUCGGGUUAUUAGGGUUUCUGGGACGAUGCGGAAGGCGGAGGAAGAGGCGAUUCGGCGGGCGAGGAAGGAGAUUGUGCGGUUGAGAGGCGCGGAGGAGGUUGGGGUGCUUGGGGGUUUAGUUGGUGGGUUGGAAUCUACGGAGGACUCUGGUGUUGUUGAGGAUGUGAUGGUGGAUGAAGAAGAGGAUCUUGAUAUGAGGAGUGAUGGGGAGGAUUGAUGGUCUUCUCUAGGAUAA